GUGUCCACAAACAACAUCCUCUGCCUUUCUCCCCCUUCCUCCCCCACCUGAAAAUUUUAACUCCAAACCUACAAACCCACACGCCCCCCCCCCCCCCCCAACUUUGAAUUUCGAUCUCCAUUCUCUGUUCCCACUUCAUGCGUUAUUCCCUCUUUGGGUAUGCAUGCAUGCACAUUUCCACAUUCAAAUUUACAAAAAAAAAAACACCCAUUUAAUCGUCUUCUGAACACAGCACCUACCUACCUAGCUUCCCACAAUUCCCAUUAUUAAUUCCUUAAUAAGCUACAAUAUACAUAUACACUUACAUAUAUAUAUUGCUGCUCUUUUGAUAUUGAUGGCUUCUUCACCCUCUGAGCUGAGCUUGGAAUGCAAACCCCAGAGCUAUUCCAUGCUUCUUAAAUCAUUUGGAGAUCAAACCUUGGAUCAAACCCAGAAGCUCGAAGAGUUCCUCUCCCAUCUCGAAGAAGAACGCCUCAAGAUCGAUGCCUUCAAGCGGGAGCUGCCCCUCUGCAUGCAACUUCUCACUAAUGCCAUGGAGGCUUCCAGACAGCAACUUCAGACAGUCCGGGCGAGCCAGGGAUCGAGACCCGUCCUCGAAGAGUUCAUACCCCUGAAGCACCCGAGCUCGGAGGGAUCGGAAAAGGCAUCAAACAAUACUUCCGACAAGGCGACCUGGAUGACUUCUGCUCAGCUUUGGAGCCAAGCAGGAGGUGAUCAAGGAACCAACCAACCAAACCCUAAAGAAACCGAUAUUGCCUUUGGGGUGUGCCCCAGACUCACUUUGGACAACAAGAACAGAACUGGGGGAGCCUUUCUUCCCUUCUCCAAGGAGAGGAACCUGUGCCCAAGCCCGGCAUUGGCGGUGCUUCCCGAUUUGGCCCUUGCUUCUGCCGAGAAAGAUCAGAUGGAGGACAAGAAGUGUUCCGAGAGUUCUGAAAUUAAUGGGUUAAUUUCAUGCCCAAGGAGGGAGAUUAGUUCAGGAAAGGGCGGCGCUAAUGGAGGGACUAAUGUGGGCGAGCAGGGGAAAGCGGCCGAGACGCAGACGGCAGCGGCGACCGGGACAAAUAGUACUACUACUGCUAACAAUACACAGUCGACUCACCGGAAGGCGAGGAGGUGUUGGUCGCCGGACUUGCACCGGCGAUUUGUAAAUGCCCUUCAGAUGCUCGGUGGUUCUCAAGUGGCCACCCCAAAACAAAUCAGGGAGCUGAUGAAGGUUGAUGGUUUGACCAAUGAUGAAGUUAAAAGCCAUUUGCAGAAAUACAGACUCCAUACCAGACGGCCGAGCCCAAGCCCACAAGCGGCCGGAACGCCUGCGCCGCAGCUCGUGGUCUUGGGCGGUAUCUGGGUCCCUCCUGAAUACGCCACUGCAGCCGCCGCUCACGGCGGCGCAACCACCAUAUACGGCGCGCACCCCACGUCCCACGCAUCCCCGCACUACUGCGCGCCGCCAGUGGCGCAGGACUUCUACCCUGCGCCGCCACAGCCCCACCACGGCCUCCACCACCAGCUCCAAGUGUACAAGGGCCCGUCGCAGCAUCUCCCCCACGGUUCGCCGGAUUCCGCCGUCAGGGGCGCCGGGGAUCGGUCGGAGAGCAUUGAAGACGGCAAGUCAGAAAGCAGCAGCUGGAAGGGUGACAGCGGCGAGAAUGGUGGAGGAGAGAGAAAGGGCUUGGCCACCAGGAGAGAUGAUGGGGAGGAGAGCAAUGCUAGUGAGAUCACCCUCAAGUUCUAAAAUUAGGGUGAGGAUUAGGGUUAGGGUUUUUAGGGUUUUGCAGUUGCUUUUUUUUCCCUUGUUAAAUGUGUCGAAAGGGCAUAAAGAAAAAGUGAUCAGUUGUUUUUUGUAUUCCCUGUUUGGGCGAGCGAAAAGGACUGGAGAUUGGAUUUUUAUAUGGUUUUUUGGCGUUUUAUGGGACUUGGAGUUAUGCGGUUGGACAUAUUUGCCCUUAUCUAUGUAGACAAUGACAGCCAUAACUUUGACCCACCUGUGGACCGAGUCGGCGGACCACCCUUUGUAACUCAUGGUAACAUAGAAUUCCCCUAGCUCAUAGGUCAAAAAGUGCCACGUGUAAUAAAAGGUCUCACUUGCAAGAAAAUAUGUAGUAUUCACUGUGAGAUUUGAGUAUAAUUAUUUUUAUCCAUUUUAUAUUAGUAAAAAAUAUAUAAUAUUUACUGUUCACAUA
This is a messenger RNA of Malania oleifera, 2183 nucleotides long. Its product is annotated as myb family transcription factor EFM. NCBI's taxonomy places the organism in Eukaryota, Viridiplantae, Streptophyta, Magnoliopsida, Santalales, Ximeniaceae. The record is from RefSeq and is a predicted model, not a curated record. The transcript is spliced from 4 exons. Bases 335 to 1735 code for a protein of 466 amino acids. Gene Ontology annotation, biological process: regulation of DNA-templated transcription. Gene Ontology annotation, molecular function: DNA binding; DNA-binding transcription factor activity.